Molecule: messenger RNA, 2414 nt
Organism: Canariomyces notabilis
Lineage: Eukaryota; Fungi; Ascomycota; Sordariomycetes; Sordariales; Chaetomiaceae
Product: MATE efflux family protein
Exons: 3
Coding region: 293-2296 (667 amino acids)
Biological process (GO): xenobiotic detoxification by transmembrane export across the plasma membrane
Cellular component (GO): membrane
Molecular function (GO): xenobiotic transmembrane transporter activity; antiporter activity
Source: RefSeq, a predicted model, not a curated record
UACAUCCAAUAGAGGUUUCGCUGUUUUGCUGAAUUCUGGCAUUCCCUCUUCAACCCCAACUGUCACUUUUAUCAUUUCAAAUGAGCACCAAUAAUACGUAAUAUUGCUAUCAAUUGGUCCUGAUCAGAUCCAUUUUAGCUUCUGAGGACCGACAUCAUACCCAGUUUUCGUUGUUGGCGCGGACUGAAGAGCGGUGUCAUCCAGCGAACCAGACACUUGGAGCCGGUCAGACUCUCUCACAAUACAUAGACGCACUUUUUAAUUCCACCUCAGCGUGGCUGCGAAGCCAAACAUGGCAUCCAGCCUGCUGAGCCAGCCAAUCUCGACAAAGAAGAAAAAAUCAUCGGCCGCCAAUCCCAGCAGCAAUCAUGACAUCCAAUCAGCCCUCGCCGCCUCCUUUCGCUCAGCCUCGCCGCUGGCACAGGAGAUGCUAGCGCGAGACCUGGCCGCUUGCCCGGACGAAGAAGAGGACGACGAUGCGCUUCAGGACUCCGAGGCUCUGGAGGAAGCCGACGAUGGCGAGGACGAUGAAGACGACGUCACGCCGGGCCCAACGCUGUAUCGUCGGCCGAGCGGCAUAGCGUUUGGCGCCACCCGGCCGGCGCUCGCCGGGCCGGGCGGGUUGCUUGACGAGAUACCCGUGCUCACGCGAUCCGAGCGGGUGCGGAGCCGGGACGCGGAGCGGUCUCUGCUCCGAGACAACCACAUCCUCCCGCCCAAGCACAAGCACCGCCCGCCGGAAAAGGGCCUUGCCGGCCGGGCCGCGGCGCUGUACAGGUGGCUGUUCAGCACCAAGGUGCGGCUGCCGAGCGGCGAUGAGGAGACUCCCGGGGCUGGUGCUCCACCCCCGAUCGUGGUCGUCCCGGACGAGACGGCGCCGCUGCUGGGGGAUGGGGUGCGCGAGCAUCUCAACGAGCAGUGGGAGGCUGCUGUGGCCGCGGGCCAGAUCCGCACGACGUGGCAGCGCGAAGCAAAGACCAUUGCCAUCUACUCGCGCUCGCUGAUUGUCACCUUUUUGCUCCAGUAUUCGCUCAAUGUGACCUCCAUCUUUGCCGUCGGCAAGCUGGGCACGCUCCAGCUCGGGGCCGUCACGCUGGCUACCAUGACAGCCAACAUAACCUUCUACGCCCCCGUCCAGGGGUUGGCGACUGCGCUAGAUACACUAUGUGCGCAGGCGUUUGGCUCCGGACACAAGCAUCUGGUAGGGCUACAGCUGCAGAGGAUGACAUACUUUUUAAUGUUGCUGCUGAUCCCCGUGGCCGUGGUAUGGCUCAAUGCUGAGCGGAUCCUGGUGGCUCUCAUGAUCGAAAGGGACAGCGCCGCGCUUGCGGCGACGUAUCUGCGCAUCAUCCUCCUGGGCGCGCCUGCGUAUGCCGCCUUUGAAGGGGGGAAGAGGUUUGUUCAAGCGCAGGGCCUAUUCCAUGCAACUACCUAUGUGCUGUUGGUGGCUGCGCCCGCCAACAUCUUGAUGAACUGGCUGUUUGUGUGGAAGUUUGGCUGGGGAUUCCAGGGGGCGCCGCUGGCGGUCGCAGUCACGCAAAAUAUGCUACCCUUGCUUCUGUUUCUUUACGUCUGGAAGGUGGAUGGCUCUCAGGCUUGGGGCGGUUUCAGGAAAGCCGCAUUGAGCAACUGGGGCCCUAUGAUCGCGCUCGCGUUGCCCGGCAUGAUCAUGGUGGUGGCAGAGUGGUUUGCCUUUGAGAUACUCACGCUGGCAUCGGGGAGACUAGGGGUCAUGACAUUGGCGGCGCAGAGCGUCCUGGUGACGGUCACGUCUACCACCUUCCAAAUCCCGUUCCCCAUGUCCAUCGCUGGCUCGACACGAGUGGCCAACCUCAUCGGGGCUAGGCUAGUCGAUGCCGCCAAAACAUCGGCCAAAGUGACCGUCGCGGGCGGUAUAAUCGUGGGUCUGUUUAAUGUGACGGUGCUGGCCGUCUUUCGGUAUCACAUACCACUGCUGUUCACCCACGAUAGGGAGGUCAUCGAUCUUGUAGCGCAGGUGCUCCCGGUCUGCGCUGUCAUGCAGCUUUUUGACGGCAUGGCGGCCGUGUCGCAUGGGCUGCUGCGCGGUAUCGGGCGACAGGAGUUUGGAGGGUAUGCCAACCUUGUCUGCUACUACCUAGUCGCAUUGCCCAUAUCGUUUGGCCUUGGAUUCGGUCUAGGAUGGGGGCUGACUGGCCUGUGGGUUGGCGUUACGGUCGGGCUGUCACUUGUGGGACUUGUCGAGUACUGGUUCAUGUGGCGAUUUGACUGGCACCAAGCAGCCGAAGAAGCCGAGCACAGGAAUGCUUCAGGAUAACCGGAUAGAUUGGACGGGGCCCUUCCGGUUUUCGACGGGAUGAAACACAGUUGCUUGGGUUGAGCAUGUCUGUUCGGAAAAAGUGCAUAUACGAUAUGGAUAUCGCGAGAAAGGUCGG